GCGGCAUUUCAGAAGCAACGUGCGUUGUCCACAAAGUCAUGUGACCUCCGGUUUAUUGUCAUUUCCGCUUCCGCUCAUGCUGUUCUGUCAUUGCAUCAUUUCAGUGUAGAGUGACCGUGUCCAUCAUGGCUGAGCAGGUCCCAGAGACCAUCAACUUUCCAGCAGAGGAGGAGAAGAUCCUGCAGCUCUGGGAGGCUUUGGACUGUUUUCAGGAAUGUCUCAAACAAUCGAAGAAUAAGCCCAGGUUCACCUUCUAUGACGGACCUCCCUUUGCAACGGGCCUCCCGCACUACGGGCACAUUCUCGCCGGCACCAUUAAGGACAUUGUGACCCGCUUUGCUCACCAGACUGGCCAUUAUGUGGAGAGAAGGUUCGGCUGGGACUGUCAUGGCUUACCAGUGGAAUAUGAGAUUGACAAGACCCUGGGAAUCAAAGGACCGGAGGACGUCGCCAAGAUGGGCAUCGCUGAAUACAACAAGCAGUGUCGCGGGAUCGUCAUGAGAUACUCGCACGACUGGGAGGUCAGUGUGACCCGGCUGGGCCGAUGGAUCGACUUCAAGAACGACUAUAAGACCCUUUACCCCUGGUUCAUGGAGAGUGUGUGGUGGGUGUUCAGGCAGCUGUAUGAUAAAGGCCUGGUAUACCGAGGUGUCAAGGUCAUGCCCUUCUCCACUGCUUGUAACACUCCAUUAUCCAACUUCGAGUCCCACCAGAAUUACAAGGAUGUGCAAGAUCCCUCGAUUAUUGUCACCUUCCCCUUGCUGGAAGACUCGACUGUGUCGCUUGUGGCCUGGACCACCACCCCAUGGACCCUGCCAAGCAAUAUGGCCCUUUGUGUUAACCCAGAACUGACCUAUGUCAAGCUGAGAGACAAGUCCAGUGGAAAUGUGUACAUUCUGAUGGAGGCCCGGCUGUCUGCCCUGUACAAGACCAACGCCGAAUACCAGAUUCUGGACAGGUUUCUGGGCGUCACCCUUAAAGGGACGCGCUAUCAGCCCUUAUUUGACUACUUUGCCAAGGCUUCAGACACAGGAGCCUUCACCGUUGUAUUUGACAACUACGUCAAGGCAGAAGAUGGCACCGGCGUGGUGCACCAGGCCCCCUACUUCGGAGCGGACGACUACAGGGUCUGCAUGGACUUUGGGAUCAUCCAGAAGGACUCUGUCCCCGUGUGCCCGGUCGAUGCCUCCGGCUGCUUUUCUGAGGAAGUCACUGACUUUGCAGGACAAUACGUCAAGGACGCUGACAAGAACAUUAUAAAGCUGCUGAAAGAGCGAGGCCGUCUGUUGCACAGUGGCACUUACCAGCACAGCUACCCUUUCUGCUGGAGGUCAGACACGCCGCUUAUUUACAAAGCCGUCCCCAGCUGGUUUGUCAGAGUGGAGCACAUGGUGGACAGACUCCUGCAGAACAACAAUCAGUGCUACUGGGUUCCAGAGUUUGUAAGAGAGAAGCGUUUUGGAAAUUGGCUGAAAGAAGCUCGUGAUUGGGCCAUAUCCAGAAACCGCUACUGGGGCACUCCGAUUCCGCUGUGGGUCAGCGAGGACUUUGAGGAGGUUGUGUGUGUGGGGUCCCUGGCGGAGCUGGAGGAGCUGACCAGUUAUAAAGUCACAGAUCUGCACCGUGAAAGUCUGGAUCACCUGACUAUCCCAUCUCGCUGUGGGAAGGGCGUCCUGCGCCGCGUCACUGAAGUGUUUGACUGCUGGUUUGAGAGCGGCAGCAUGCCCUAUGCUCAGGUGCACUACCCCUUCCAGAACAGAAGAGAGUUUGAGGACUCCUUCCCGGCUGAUUUCAUUGCUGAAGGCAUUGACCAGACUAGAGGAUGGUUCUACACCCUCCUGGUCCUCUCUACUGCACUCUUCGGUCAACCACCAUUCAAGAAUGUCAUAGUCAAUGGUCUGGUCCUGGCCAGUGAUGGGCAAAAAAUGAGUAAAAGUAAGAAGAACUACCCCGACCCCAUACACGUGAUCAAUAGCUAUGGAGCGGACGCCCUUAGGUUAUAUUUGAUUAAUUCUCCGGUUGUGAGAGCAGAGAAUUUGCGCUUUAAAGAAGAAGGUGUCCGCGAUGUGCUGAAAGAUGUUUUCUUACCUUGGUACAACGCCUACCGAUUUCUGAUGCAGAAUAUUUAUCGGCUUCAUAAGGAGGAGGGCGUCCAGUUUUUGUAUAAUGAGAGUUCAGCAAAGCCAAGCAGCAACAUCAUGGACAAGUGGAUUCUGUCCUUCACUCAGUCACUAAUCCACUUCUUCAAGGCAGAGAUGACAGCUUACAAACUUUAUACAGUGGUCCCCAGGCUUGUGCGCUUCGUUGAUAUGCUGACUAACUGGUAUGUGCGCAUGAACCGCCGCCGGCUGAAGGGUGAGAGUGGGACGUACGAGUGUCUGAUGGCCCUAGAGACCUUGUUCAGCGUGCUGUUCUCCAUGUGCCGGCUGAUGGCUCCAUUCACGCCGUUCAUUACAGAAAUGAUGUAUCAGAAACUGAAGUUGCUGCUUGACCCGACCUCUGUCCAUGACAAGGACUCGCAGAGCAUCCAUUACCUGAUGCUUCCUCCUGUGCGGGAGAAUUUGAUUGAUAAGAAGAUUGAGAAUGCGGUUUCUCGGAUGCAGUCAGUCAUUGAACUGGGCAGGGUGAUUCGUGACCGGAAGACGCUGCCCAUUAAGUAUCCCUUGAAGGAAGUGAUUGUAAUCCAUCAGGAAGCAGAGGCCCUUGCAGACAUCAAAUCCUUGGAGAAGUAUAUUCUUGAGGAGCUGAAUGUCAGGAGCGUAACAGUUUCUACAGAUAAAAACAAGUAUGGCAUCCGUCUGAGAGCAGAGCCGGAUCACAUGGUACUUGGGAAACGUCUGAAGGGUGCAUUCAAGUCCAUCAUGGCUGCCAUCAAAGAGUUGAAGAGCGAGGCACUGGAAGAGUUUCAGAAAACGGGCUCCAUAUUGGUGGAUGGACAUGAGCUGCAUGAGGAGGACGUGCGCCUGCUCUACACUUUUGAUCAGCGUGACAGCAGUGCUCAAUUUGAGGCUCAUUCUGAUGCUCAGGUCUUGGUUCUGCUUGAUGUCACUCCAGAUCAGGCCAUGGUGGAUGAAGGUGUCGCUAGAGAGGUUAUUAAUCGUAUCCAGAAGUUACGGAAAAAGGGAAACUUGGUUCCAACUGAUGAGAUAAGCAUCUACUACCGGGUGGAGCCGCAGGGAGAUUACCUGCACUCUGUCAUCCAGCGGCACACAGAUUUCAUUUUGGCCACAGUCAAGUCUCCCCUUAUUCCUUAUCCAGUGCCACCCUCAUCCAGCGUUAUAGUAAAGGAAAAGACACAGCUGAAAUGUUCUGAUCUGGAGAUCACACUGGUCAGAGGUUCCUCCCAGGCCGUGGAUGGUCCUGCCUGCGCCUGUGUCAAGCUGCAUAUAGCUGUUAACAGCACGGAACAAAGUGGAUUCCUACUGCUGGAGAAUCCCAAAGGAGCUGCCGUUUCCAGCGUGUCUGAAGUAAAAGCUGCAGUGUCCGCUAUAUUUCAGCUGAAGAUGGCACGACUUGCAGUAUAUGAUGGUACCAAAGAAUUGCACAGUGAUGCCGACCCCCUGAGUUUAAAUGGAAAGAUCCUUUAUGUUACCUCUGGAGCUGCCCCAGUUGUGCCAAGUAAUGGAGGCCAGCUGGAUUGCCAGUAUGUCAACCUGAGGGUGCUGAGCACCGAUACCCAAGGAACACUUUUGCUGCAAAACCCAAUUGGACAAAAUGAUCUGGACUAUCAGGGCCUGUACCGCGAAGUGGCCCUAGUGUUUGGGCUGAGGAGCCGGCGGUUCCGCCUGUAUCUUGAUGCAGCCAUGGGUGGAGAGGUGACGCAGGGAACAGCGCUGCCCGACCUCCAUACAAAGACACUAUAUGUUCACGUGCUCCCAACAACUGCAGAGUGUUAGCCGUGCAGCCACCUGAGUAAAGAAGGACCCCACACACGUCCAGCAGUCCUUGGCUCUAUUUAUUCCCUGAAGGCGACCUCUGCUUCUAUUUUGGCAAAUGCAGAAAUAAAACUAUACUUUUUGA
Bufo bufo (common toad) is the source of this 4020-nucleotide messenger RNA. RefSeq names its product isoleucyl-tRNA synthetase 1 (gene IARS1). Lineage: Eukaryota; Metazoa; Chordata; Amphibia; Anura; Bufonidae. The record is from RefSeq and is a predicted model, not a curated record. Gene Ontology annotation, biological process: isoleucyl-tRNA aminoacylation. Bases 126 to 3896 code for a protein of 1256 amino acids. The transcript is spliced from 34 exons. Gene Ontology annotation, molecular function: aminoacyl-tRNA deacylase activity; ATP binding; tRNA binding.